AAAAAAAUGCACCAAACCCCAUCUUCUUUACCAAAUCCUCCUUAGACCCACUUCUAUAAAACCCACUCUCAGCUCUCUCCCUUUUUGUCUCAGCCGCCGGUGUCUUUAUGUGUUGUCCUUAAAAGUAGGGAAAGCAUAAAAUAACACUUGUGACGGCGACAACAACAACAAAAAAAAAUGUGUGGUUCAACUCCUAAUGUCUCGGAGGCCUGCGGCGGAGCCAUGAUCAUCGGCGCAACCGGGUUCAUCGGCCAGUUUGUGGCAGAGGCUAGCCUUGACUCCGGCCGACCCACUUACCUUCUUGUCCAAUCCGGUCAAGCCUCCCCUUCCAAGGCCUCCAUCAUCAAAUCCCUGCAAGACAAAGGAGCCAUUAUCAUAUAUGGUUCAAUAGAGGAUCAGGAUUUGUUGGAAAAUAUUUUGAAAGAGAACAAGAUUGAGGUUGUAAUAUCAGCCAUUGGUGGUGGCCGUAUCUCCGACCAGCUCAUUCUAGUUGAUGCCAUUAAAGCCGUUGGCACUGUUAAGAGGUUUUUGCCAUCUGAGUUCGGGCACGACAUAGACAGAGCAGACCCGGUGGAGCCGGCACUGAGUUUCUACCACUCCAAGAGAAAAGUCAGAAGGUAUGUGGAGGCGGCUGGGAUUCCCUACACAUAUAUUUGCUGCAACUCCAUUGCCGCGUGGCCCUACCAUGACAACACUCAUCCAGCGGACGUUCUCCCACCGUUGGAUCGCUGCUACAUUUAUGGUGAUGGUAAUGUGAAAGCUUAUUUCGUGGCGGGUAGUGAUAUUGGAAAAUUCACCAUGAAAACCAUUGAUGAUGCUCGAACACUCAACAAAUGUGUUCACUUUCGACCACCAAGCAAUCUACUAAACAUGAAUGAGCUCGCCUCUUUGUGGGAGAAGAAGAUCGAGCGCGAGCUUCCUAGGGUCACCAUUUCAGAGGACGACCUACUUGCUGCUGCCAAAGAUAUGCGCAUCCCAGAAAGCAUUGUCGCAGCCCUUACCCACGACAUUUUCAUAAGGGGCUGCCAAAUAAAUUACUCCAUGGACAACCCUAACGAUGUUGAUGUCUGCUCUCUGUAUCCGGACACACCUUUCAGAACCAUUGAUGACUGCUUCAAUGACUUUGUCGUAAAGAGUGUUGAAGUCAAAAAGGUAGUUGAGGAGAAAAUGAGCAAGGAUGCCAUAAUUGGGCCUAAUUCUAAACCAGAAGCCCUGAUUAUCACAGCAUGACAACAUUUCUGUCACUGCAAUUGCUCAAGGACUCUCACUAAAUGUGUAUUCAAAUCUUCAAGUACUAGAUAAUUUCGAAUUCUAUGCGAUAAAGCACCCCAAGUUACAAGGUUGGGGGCAUAUGUUUCAUUCUAAAUUUGGAUUGAAUAUUGGAGUUUUCUAUGUUGUCCCCCUA
Molecule: messenger RNA, 1405 nt
Organism: Corylus avellana
Lineage: Eukaryota; Viridiplantae; Streptophyta; Magnoliopsida; Fagales; Betulaceae
Product: leucoanthocyanidin reductase
Molecular function (GO): oxidoreductase activity
Source: RefSeq, a predicted model, not a curated record